Messenger RNA from Colias croceus (clouded yellow), 3130 nucleotides. It is a transcript of the gene Ctl1, whose product is annotated as choline transporter-like 1. The record is from RefSeq and is a predicted model, not a curated record. Gene Ontology annotation, biological process: transmembrane transport. Lineage: Eukaryota; Metazoa; Arthropoda; Insecta; Lepidoptera; Pieridae. The transcript has 12 exons. Bases 346 to 2355 code for a protein of 669 amino acids. Gene Ontology annotation, cellular component: membrane. Gene Ontology annotation, molecular function: transmembrane transporter activity.
CACUAUUUUGUCGAAAUACCAAUUUAAAAGUUUAUUGUUGAUAAUUUCGAAUCUUAUUCGGCAUUUUUUCAGUUUUUAUGAUUAUUGCAUUGAAAUUUCAGUAUCGAAUAUAUUUUAUAGAUUUAAAAGAGUAUUAUUAAAACAUAGUGGAACAUAGUUUAGUAGCGUUCAUAACAAUAGAGGUACCCAAUCAAAUCAAAGAGCGUAUGAGUUAACGAUGAGUUAAUAUCAAUGCAGUAGCCGCGCCUUUUGUGUUGGCGUUUAAUUUGUAUAUAUGUAACUUACCUACCCUUCUACGACAUUAAUACAAAAAUACUUUAAAAAGGUUUCUUGCGAGGAGUAGUCAUGGGGUGCACGCAAAGUGAAAUAUCUCCACAAAAUGAAACGCCGAAAAAGGGAUGUACAGACGUCUUAUGGCUGGUUAUUUAUGUGAUAUUUUGGAUAGCAAUGAUAUUUGUUGCUGCAAUCUCUUUUGUAUAUGGAAAUCCGCAACGUCUCAUAAAUGGAUAUGACUCUUUUGGUAAUACAUGUGGUGUAAAAAAUAACAAGAAACUAAUUAACUUCCCACUUGCUGGCAUAAGCACCGCUGACAAAAGCUACUUGUUUUUUAUGGAUGUAAAGCAAUUGCGUCGAUCUCUCAAAAUAUGUGUUAAAGAAUGCCCAAAUAAAAGAUUGGAGACUUUAACUGAUAUACAAAACUUCUACAAGAAAACUGGAUCUAGUUUAUGUAGAUAUGAUAUUAACUUGAAUACUACUUCAAAUACUGCAGAUUUAAACAACUUCAUAGGCCCUUGUCCUGUUUUACCAGUUUAUGAAUCAUUUCCACUUCUUAACCGAUGCUUUCCAAAAUCAGCAAAAGAAGUUGCUCAGAAAGUUUUCACCGAUUUCUAUGAUUUGCUUAACAGCUGGGACACAAUAGAGCAAAUGCUGUCUGAUCUUUAUAACUCUUGGAAAGAAAUGAUAAUAUGUGUUAUUAUAGCAUUUAUUUGCUCUUUAAUAAUGGUUUCCAUUUUGCAUUUAUUGGCAACAUUAGUGUCAUGGAUAUUUAUGAUCGUAGUAUCAAUUGCAAGUGUGGCGGGUACAGCCUUGCUAUGGUACACCUAUCAUGAACUUAGAACUAAACAGAGAGACUUCUCUGAUUCUUCUGCGUUUCUAGCUGAAUCCUUCAAAAAUGAAAAAGCCUUCCUUUGGUACUCCAUUAUAGCAACUAUAAUUACUGUCAUUUUGCUCCUUCUCGUGUGGGUGAUGAGAUCACGGGUGUCAUUUUUGGCAGCUUUGUUCAAAGAAACAGCACACUGCCUUGGAUCCAUACCAACUCUCUUCCUCCAGCCAAUUAUUACAUUUUUCUUCUUGGUGCUGUUCUUUACAUUUUGGUCAUCUGUUGUGGUUUGUUUAGCUACAGCGAAUUAUCCUGGUAUACCUUAUAAAACAAACUUCUUUAUUAAUGGUACACAACUACCAGACCAUGUUGAUAGUGCAGCCAUACAGGCUCAGAAGAUUAACAGCAGUGCAAGUUUCAAAAGCUAUAUUCUAGAUCCGAUAGAGUUCAACCCCAUGUGGGUGAGGAGCAUGUGGUGGAUGUGUCUGAUCUGCUUGGUGUGGGGCAGUGAAUUUAUACUGGGCUGCCAACAAAUGACCAUUGCGGGGGCUGUGUCGCAUUGGUAUUUCAGAGGUCCUCACAGUGAUUCGUCUCCAGUGUUAUAUUCUGUUGGAAAACUCCUUAAAUAUCAUCUAGGUUCAGUAGCUAAAGGAUCAUUUUUGAUCACAUUAUUCAAAGUGCCACGCCUUAUUUUGACAUAUCUGCAUGCCAAACUUUCGUCAAGAGCAGAAAAAGGUUCGGAAUGUGCUAAGUGUGGAUUAAAAUGUGGUAUUUGUUGCUUUUAUUGUCUUGAAAAAUUCAUUCGCUAUUUGAACCAUAAUGCAUACACAAUAAUUACCAUUGAAAGAUGCCAUUUCUGUAAGGCUGCAGCUAAGGCUUUCAGUGUUAUUGUGAACAACGCCUUGCAAGUGGCCACAAUAAACAGUGUGGGUGAUUUCAUUCUAUUUCUGGGCAAGUGUAUAGUUACAGCCAUAACGGGCAUCAUUGGCUUACUUCUGCUGAAACGAAACUCUGACUUACAUUUCUUCGCAGUUCCUACACUCGUCAUAUGUAUUUAUUCGUUCUUCAUAGCGCAUUGCAUUCUAUCUCUUUAUGAGAUGGUAGUGGAUUCUCUAUUUUUGUGCGUUUGUGAGGAUCGCAACAUGAACGGUGACAAUGGAAAGUGGAAAAAUUCAAGAUUGGCAGAACUUGGAGGGCACAAAACAAACAGACAGGAACCAAAUAGCGCCGAAAUGGAAGAUUUGCAGGAAAAAUAAAAACCGACAUAACAUGGAAUAUCAUUAUGACUUUCAAAGGCUAUGCAUAUCUCAAAUCUCAACAUAUUUUUAUAAGAUAUAAUAAUGAUCUGAGUGAAGUUGCCUAUUUAUUGCAAUUUUUAACUGUUGUUUCAUGUUUUUUUUUUUUGUUAAAAUGACGAAUAGGUUUACUUAAUAACUACUUUUAAUGUUGAUAGAUGAUACACAAAUAUUCGAAAUAUUAAAAUAGGUAACUACAUAAGUUUACAACAACGGCGGUUUACAAAUUUAUAUUAUACAAGCAUGUUUACACAUUUUAUCAUUUGUCAGCUUUUUUUUUAAUAUAAUUUUUUUACUCUUUUCUAUAAUUAUACAAAUUACGUAUGUUGGUUUAAUCUCAAAUGAAUUUAAUCUCAAUAUGUAAUUUUAAUUUUUAAUAAUUAUACCUAAACCUAUGAUGAACUUUCGGUACAAUCAUGACUAGUGUGUAAGAAAAAAUAUUUUGAUAAGAUCUUUUAUUUUUUAUAAUAUUUGAACAAUCUAAUGACACUUGGCUUUUUAAUGAAAUUUUCACAUUUUUUAAAGUCUUGCCAUCGAAAAAUACAUGGUGUGAAUGUCUUGUAUUGCAACCAUACAUUUAAGGAAAUUAAUAAUAUGUAGGUAAUUAAUUAUACUCAUUAAGUACAUUAUAUUGAAUAGAAUAACUUCUCUUCCAUUUUUUAUUAAAAGUUUAUUUAAGCAUAAUACUAAGUUAUGUGAAUUGUCUCUGUUAAAAUAUAAAUUUUGUAUUUUUAUA